AUGCAGUAUGAGUCUCUUGGACGUCUGGGCAGCCAGGCAGAACGAGUGCUUCUGUAUCCUUCGCACUGGGACCUGGAGGGCAGUUCUACAGAAGGCAAACUGCUGCUCAAAGCGCAAACCGAGUAUCAUGUCAAGCUUAUACCCAUUGAAGUUCAGACCAGGAAAAACGGCGAUGUGGCAUGGCCAGACAGGUUUAUCAAGCUGCAGGCGUUUAAUCUAACCCAGUACAACCGCAACAUGGACGAAAUAUUCCAGCUCCCGGAAUAUCCGUUCGCAUCUCCCCGCGCCUACUGGCUGGAAUUUGGAAAGCGCCCGCUGACCUCAUCCUUCAUGCUCGUGAAACCUUCGGAGAGCGAGUUCAAUCGCGUGUGGGAGGCGAUCCAACAGGCUGGCAACGCCGACUCCGACACGAAGAUCCUGAACGACCUCUACCAUGAUUCCGCGAUCGUCAUCCCGCAUCGUCCGUACCACCUCCUGACCGGGGAGUUUCGAGCCAAAGACCAUGCGAAUUAUCUGGGAAGUCCCCACGCGACUUGGGAUCCCGAUGUGAUCUUGCAGGACGCGAAGUAUCUACAAUUCUCCGACGCGCCCGUGUCGAAACCCUGGAUUAAGACCCCAGCGGCGGUGAUGGAGAAGACACAACCGGAUUGUGAAGUGGAUACUGAGACGGGUAUUGUGGACUGUCGGGCUCGUGACUAUUGGUUGGGGUUCUACAAGGAUUUUGCAGAGAGACGAGAGGUAUGA
Messenger RNA from Aspergillus japonicus CBS 114.51, 744 nucleotides. Its product is annotated as glucose N-acetyltransferase. Bases 1 to 744 code for a protein of 247 amino acids. The record is from RefSeq and is a predicted model, not a curated record. The transcript has 3 exons. Lineage: Eukaryota; Fungi; Ascomycota; Eurotiomycetes; Eurotiales; Aspergillaceae. Gene Ontology annotation, molecular function: glycosyltransferase activity.